UUCUGUAUCCUGAGCAAUUUCAGACAGAUGGGCCUUGUUUUCCAUCUGUUCUUAACAGUGAUUGCACAUUAAUUUCUUUCUUUCAAAAUACAGACCUGGCUAUGAGUGCCUGUCCUUAGGAAAUAGUGGAAUUCUCACUGGGGUUUCCUCUCAGGUCCAUCUGAAAAGCCAGUGCCAAAACAAUCUGCCACAAAGGCAGCACGCCAUCCCAAACUCAGCACCCCAGUGCCUGAGCACCCCCAUCCAACAGUUCACAGUGCCCCCUGCUUAUCCCUAAAUGAAAUUUGAUAGAUUUAACCUGGGACACCCAAAAUAGUUUGGGAUGUGAUUAUCAGAGAGGCCACUCCCAGUGUGAUACUGCUGAAGAUGGUAGCAAUUGGCUGUCUUAAAGCUCACAGCUCUUUCCUUUAAAAGACGGGGUUGUGGUGGCAGAUGAUUCUCCCUGCAUCGUCCUCAGUCCUGUGGUCUGGUACAGCAAGAGUCUUCUCUUCAGUCUUUAGAGGAGAGGUAUGAAAAUAAAUGUGUUGUGAUUACUCUUUGUUGAGGAGGGGCUUUGUUGGGCAGAGAUAGAUGUAGCUAAAUCUGGUUAAAUGUUGAGAUUUUAUGAUCUGAGCACUAUGCAUAUGUUAAAUACACAUUUCCUUCCAGUGCUUUGUUUUUGUUCUAUACGUGGACUGUGUAUCUUUCACCUUUGGAUUCCACACAUGAAGUGUGUUUCUUUCAUCUCUCAAUAAAAGUCAGUUAAAAUUAAAAAGAAAAUGCUAUCAUACUAAAAGGCAAAGGUGUUCUGUGGGGUUGCUUGAACUCUUAUAAAAAUUUAAGUCAAUGUUAUAAUUUUGCAGUUUGCUUAAAUUGUUAUCAUAACAAAAUAUUUUAGAGGUUUGAAGUGUAUUAUUACUUCUGGUAAUGAAACAGCAAAUAAGCAAAACCAAACAUCUGUUGGACCACAGAGUUGCACAGAGAGUUUCUGGAUAAAACUUAAUGCAUUUAUUAACAUGUGGUCUAGGGAAUAUGAAAACACUGUCUGCUGGCACCAAAUCAUUUUCUUUUGUUGACUGUCAGGAGGGAACAUAAGGCACUUCUCAAAAUUGUGAGUAAGAUCUUAAUAAGUAGCUCCGAAAGUGUGGGUAUCUGUGCCUGUAAUUAAGUGAGCUAAUCAGGUUUUCCAAAGUGCUAAGAUGCAGUGAUGUCUGCUGAAUCACCAAGAGGCACUGAGAGCAUUACAUAUUUUGUGAAAAAAUAGGCUACUUAUUUCGCUAGCUAGAGGUGGGAGGGGAAAUGACAGCCUAAAAAUUCAAUGUCACGUCACUUAUGACAGGGUUUGUCUGGAUGGAUGUAUCGCAAGUGCUUUCCCCAGUCUCUGUGGCAGUGAAUAGGCUGACUUUUCUCCUCUACCCCAUGGAGCUCUAUUUUUGUAACAGUCUGUGCAGAAUGGGUCCUCUCUUCCAUGGUUGCUGAGCUUUCCACUUUCUCCACUCUAGAGGGAAAGCUGCUGUUUAGGGUGGAGGGGAAGGGAGUACAACCACCAAGUGACAUAGCAUGAACUUUGCUAUCAUUAUAAAUAUUUAUUAACAGGUCCUGUAAAAAAUGAGGAAGAUGCUGAAGAUUUGCUGUUCUCUCCUUCUCUUAAGUUUGCUCAGUGGGCAAUUCAAUGCCAACCCUGGACUCAAAGUGAGGAUCACCCAGAAGGGCUUGGAGUAUGCCAAGGAGGUUGGGCUGGAAAUCCUGAAGCAGAACAUGGAAAAGGAGCGUUUCCCUGAUUUGACUGGCCAUGAGAAAUUUGGGCUUGGUAAUGUCAAAUACAACAUCUCUGGAAUACAUGUCACUGCUGUUGAAUUACCCAGUGCUUCCAUCUCCCUUCUACCUGGGUCUGGGAUAAAACUGGUGAUAGGAAAUGCUUCUCUAACCAUCGACAUGAACUGGAACAUAAGGACCUGGAUGUUCAAAGACAGUGGAAGAAGCAUAGUGCACAUUUCAAAGGUGUUUGUCACUGCAAUCUUUUCAACACCCCGGGAUAAUACAAGUCCUACAUCAAUAUCCCUUACCAGCUGCCGGACAACUUCUGGUGACAUAGAUAUCAAGCUGAAUGGAAAAAGCGGCUUCCUGCAUAACUUCUUUAUCAAGUAUCUGAAGAAACCUAUUCACAGGAGCUUGGUCACUAAUUCAUGUCCCAACAUCAGAGCUGGGAUCCAUUUGAUAGAUGAAGACCUCCAAUCGCUGAAUGUUGUAAUGCCAAUUGAUGAUUUGGCUGAAGUAGACUACUCCUUAAGUAGCCUGCCAGCAGUAUUCCAACCAUUCAUUGACCUGGACUUAAAGGGCACAGUCUUCCCAGCUGGAAACUAUACUGGCUCUCCCUAUGUGGUAGCUCCCUUCACUGUCACAGACCAAAGAGACUCCAUGCUCUUCCUGGCCUUCUCUGAGUAUUUUUUUCAGACCUCCUCAUUUGCUUACUACACUGCAGGGGCCUUCAACAUGACCAUUGCAGAGGAGACCUGCAGCUAUUUUAAUAUAAGCACAGAGAUAUUUGGCAGUAUCAUCCCUGAGGUCGCCAAAUACUCAGUUACACCCUAUCCAGUAAUGUUGAAGCUAAUGGCUACUGAAAUACCUGUCAUCAGCUUAGAGCAGGAUUCCUUCACAGUAGAGAUUCAGGGCUCCAUAGAGGUGUUGGCUGUUCUGCCAGACUCAACCACCCAGUCGCUGUUCACAGUGAACGUAGUAGCCAACAGCAGCAUUUCUCUGAAUAUAUUUGAUCAGAAAUUGAUGGGCUCACUAUGUUUGAACAGGCUCCAGUUCUCCCUAGCCCACUCCAAUGUUGGCUUUUUUGAGAUCUCGCUUCUGGAGAACAUCCUGUCUUACAUUUUACAGACUGAAGUAAUUCCAUCAGCUAAUGCCAAACUCUCAAAAGGAUUCCCUCUUCCCAAUCUGGCCAAUGUUACCUUGACGAGACCUCACAUUACAAUUGCACAGGGAUACAUACUGAUUUCAACUGAUGUCCACUACAAACACUAAAGGACAAGAGAGACCAUUUGUUAAGCAUGAACUUCAAAUCAAGUCAAUAAUGUGACUCUGAAGACUAAA
Molecule: messenger RNA, 3078 nt
Organism: Chiroxiphia lanceolata (lance-tailed manakin)
Lineage: Eukaryota; Metazoa; Chordata; Aves; Passeriformes; Pipridae
Product: BPI fold-containing family C protein-like
Exons: 15
Coding region: 1588-3009 (473 amino acids)
Molecular function (GO): lipid binding
Source: RefSeq, a predicted model, not a curated record